Monopterus albus (swamp eel) is the source of this 1224-nucleotide messenger RNA. Its product is annotated as cullin-associated NEDD8-dissociated protein 1-like. The transcript is spliced from 4 exons. NCBI's taxonomy places the organism in Eukaryota, Metazoa, Chordata, Actinopteri, Synbranchiformes, Synbranchidae. Bases 136 to 633 code for a protein of 165 amino acids. The record is from RefSeq and is a predicted model, not a curated record. Gene Ontology annotation, biological process: SCF complex assembly.
CAUGCUGUCCAUUUUAACUGUUACCUCAGCAUUGUCAUCUGAGAGUAUGUGAAUUUCCAGGAAGCUCUGAAGUUCCAGCUGAUCUGCUGCGUCCUCAUAUUGAUCAGAUGAUGUUUCCUGGCCUCCAAAGUCCAAAUGGCGGUUAGAGAGAUCAUCUGUAUCUUUAAACUUGUCCACCUGAACAAUAGCAUCAGCAAGGCCCUCGAUCAUGUUGAUUACCUGGGAGGACACAGAGACCAGCUCCGCUACACUGUCAUCCACAGAUUUAAGUGUAACUUCCUGAAGACCCUGCAGGACAAGGACAUCAACGUGCCCCAUGUUGCAUUGGUGAUGUUUAACUCUGCGGCUCACAACAAGCCAUCUCUGAUCUGGGGUCUCCUGCCAAAGAUGGGUCUGUUCAAACACACUGUGGGUGACGGUCUGGAUGUGCGUAAAGCAGCGUUCGAGUGUAUACACCCUGCUGGACAGCUGCCUGGAGGGGCUGGACGUCCUGCAGUUCCUGGAUCACGUAGAGGAAGGACUCAAGGACCAUUACGACAUCAGGAUGCUGACGUUCCUGAUGCUGGCCAGACUGGUGUCUCUGUGUCCUGCUGCCGUUCUGCAGAGACUGGACUGACUGGUGGAGCCACUUAAAGCUACCUGCACCACCAAGGUUUCAGAAACACUCGGACGCAGUCUUAAAUGUCAUUCACUUACAUUCUUACUAUGACUGUUAUAAGUAAAUGCUGAGUUAUGGCAGCCAACCCAGCUUUACAUUAGUCACAGGGCUUCUCAAACAUGGCUCCUUAGGCAGAGUUUAGUUGUCCUGUAGACGGUCCUCAUGUUGAAGAUAAAAGAAAUGUGAACUACAAUUUAUAAUACAAGAUUUUCAGAUUUUGUAGAGUUACUUCUGGGGUAAACUGUGACAUACUCUACUUAUCACAAUUGUGUGUGCGUACAGUUUUACAAUUCAUUUGACCAGUGUAAUGGAUAUUUUCACCUGGAAAAUCAGUUUAGAUUAUUGACUGCUCCCUAAAUCCCUCCCUCAGAGAGCAACGGUCAAGUUUAAAGCACAAAAGCAGACUGGUAAGGGACAGAUUAGCCUGAAACAGUGACCUUUUAGGUUAUAGUAUGCACCGAGGAGGAGGGUGCACUUACAGGUAAUGUUUGAAAAAACCAAGUUUAGUGCUGGCAGCAAAUCACAUCAAAUCAAAUUUUAUUUGUAAAGCACCAAAUCACAACAAU